Molecule: messenger RNA, 1401 nt
Organism: Xyrauchen texanus (razorback sucker)
Lineage: Eukaryota; Metazoa; Chordata; Actinopteri; Cypriniformes; Catostomidae
Product: patatin-like phospholipase domain-containing protein 2
Exons: 9
Coding region: 86-1330 (414 amino acids)
Biological process (GO): triglyceride catabolic process; lipid homeostasis
Cellular component (GO): membrane; lipid droplet; cytoplasm
Molecular function (GO): triacylglycerol lipase activity
Source: RefSeq, a predicted model, not a curated record
AACAUUGCCAGUUGCUAUCAGUGCUAUGACAGACUUUUAAUUGGACUCAUUUGACUUACUUGCACUGUAUAACCUCAGAUAUCAGAUGUGGAAGAACAUGAAGGAGUCUGCUAAAGAAUGGAAUAUUUCUUUUGCCGGCUGUGGAUUUCUGAUGGCGUACUACUGUGGAGUUUAUUGCUGUUUAUUUGAACGCUCACGGUUUCUUCUUGAGGGGGUGACAAAGAUUUGUGGGGCUUCAUCUGGUGCCCUCAUGGGUGUAAUAUUAGCAUGUCAAAUGUCUCCAACCAAAUGCUGUGAAAAUUUGCUGGAAAUGUCCCGAGAGGCUCGAAAAGGCACUCUGGGUGCCGUACAUCCCUCCGUCAACUUGUUGAAGGUAGUUCAAAACUUCCUGACCCGAGAUCUGCCUGACAACGCCCACAUACUCGCCACCGGACGACUGUGUGUGUCCCUUACUCGUGUGUCAGAUGGAACAAAUGUGUUGGUCUCUGAGUUUGACAGCAAAGAAGAUCUCAUUCAGGCGCUGGUUUGUAGCUGUUUUUAUCCACUGUACUGUGGCGUGAUACCUCCAAGCUAUCAUGGAAUUAGGUAUGUAGAUGGUGCAUUAAGUGAUAAUAUGCCUUACGCUAGUCUGAGAAACACAAUCACCAUCUCCCCUUUUUCUGGGGAGAGUGACAUCAGUCCUUACGGCAACCCCUUUUACUUCCAUGAAAUAUAUUACAAUAACGUCAGCAUUCACAUCAACUUCAUUAACGCAUACCGAGUGGUCAUUGCGUUUUUACCUCCAAAACCAGAAGUUUUGGCUGACAUAUGUCAAAAUGGCUAUAAGGAUGCUUUCAUAUUUUUAAAAGAAAAUGACAUUCUGAAGGUGCAGUCACCGCUAUCUGAGUUGACCUUGACUAAUGAAUGGGAUCAUUUUCCAUCAUCUUGGAGAUAUGUUACAGAACACAAGCCGACAAAAGACGAAGAUUAUUAUAUUGCAAGUUGGUCAAAAGUGAACAAACAUGCUAAAAACAUCCUUCCAGAGUCCAUCAAAAAAGUGUUUUGUAAGGCCAGGAUGAGGGAAAAUGAAGAAAUGAGAUGCACUCUCUCAGGACAGCUGAGCUGCUUUGUAAAGUGGUGCAUUCUGCCAGUGGAGAUGGCUUACCUCAUGCUGCUUAGGCUUGCUGUAUGGUCUCCAGAGAUGUGGUCUGAUCUGAGGUGGAUGUGCCAGAUGACCAGCAAAGUUAUUAGAUGGGUGUGGAAGAAAGCAUUCUCAAGAAGUCAUUUACACGCACACAAGUCUCCAGCUCUUCAUCACAAUGGCUUUUCAUCUUCUGAUUCAACUGACUGACCACAACCACCCCAUCGGACUAAUCCUUCUCUUCUGAUAUGCUGCAUCAUUCACUUUUUUUAAUUUAUAAA